This is a messenger RNA of Sporisorium graminicola, 3150 nucleotides long. RefSeq lists its product as uncharacterized. NCBI's taxonomy places the organism in Eukaryota, Fungi, Basidiomycota, Ustilaginomycetes, Ustilaginales, Ustilaginaceae. The transcript has a single exon. The coding region runs from base 1 to 3150 and encodes 1049 amino acids. The record is from RefSeq and is a predicted model, not a curated record.
AUGGGCAUCAUCACAUUUGUCACGCCUCCGGGGCGGCCUUCUGUCCUAAGGGCCAACACCGUUCAAGAGGCCAGAGCUCAGCAUACCGACACAGCAGCAACGCAAGUGACCAAUGCCUCGGUGAACGCAAUCCGACACACGGACAGCGAACCCACACAUGCACAGGAUGUCGAGCAGCCGGUGGAGUAUCGACCACUCAUCUUUCAAAAGCGCAUUCUGCCACAAUUGACAACUUCGCCCGAGCCAGCAGUGGAAUCAUUCGAUCUUCCGCCAUCGCGCACGUCUCUCGAUGGGACCAGCUCACAAUCUGUGCACGCCGGCGACUCCAAAAGGCCUUCGCUCCUCUCCACCGCCAUCUCUGCCAACCCACCUCGCAGCGCCUCCACCACCAAUCUUGGCAUUCUUCGCAGGGCAGAGUCAGUGAAUACACGAACGAGCUUAGAUGGAGUCUCAAGGCCAACAGGCGACGCAUCAGAUGCCACUACUUUGGCAUCUCGACCACGACUGCAUUUCAUCGAGCCAAACAAGCAACCUGUUUCGAACGUCUCUGCUCGACCUGACACGACGGUUGAUAUGAGCAACAUGGACGAUGGCAAUGAAACAACAUCACAAAGUACUAUUGCCCCGGCUCCAGCAGCAACAACAGCACCAGCAACACCAGCGACGCAACAUGCGGUAGAGACCGAGCCUGUCCCAAGAAAGCGUAGUCUGGUCAUCCAAGAGCACGCCGACGUUAUCGAACGCGCAGCAGAGCGCGCUGCUAGACAAGCAAAUCAUCUCAGCUCCCAAGCUCUCGAGCAACAUGCCCGCACAAGCGCCCCAGCCAGGCCGCGCCAACACAGCUCAUCUUCAGCCGGCGACGAGACCGCCUCGGCGCGGUCCAGCUGGGCUCUGCGCAGCAGUUCUCGUGGGUCUAGCAUCGCAACUUCGCCCAGCGUCGUCUCUGACGACAACACGCAACCGUCGCCCAAGCUUGAGUCCUCCAAGCCUUCGGAACCACCAGCUAUCGUGCCCAUCUUUAGCAAUGCGACUGAAAGCGACCGAGUCGAUGCAGCACGCCUACAGCCUGCACCGGUGAAUCCUCCCCGCAAGCUCACCUUUAUCAGUCCGGCUCCGUCAAAGAGGAGAAGAUCCCCGGAGACGAAAGUCGCUUCACCAGUUCGCCGCGAAAUUGGCCGAGAUGUAGCUCCUUCUUCUUCGAGGAAUGCGGGUACUGUCAGUGACGCAGAUGGACACGCCCCUGGCGAUGCCUCUCGCAGGGUUCUCGCCUUUGCUGCUUGCCCAAGGCCUCAACGCGCUGCUCGGCUCUCUCCCGCCCACGCCACGAGGAAGCCCAAGAGCAAGCUCUCGGCAAGCCCAGCUCCGCAGAAACUCGCAUAUCCGCAACGACUUCGCGGUAUUCGCGGCAGCGAUCCCAUCCGGUCACCUGCACCGGACAAGGCUCGCAUUCCCUCCGCGCAAGCGUCCAAGUGGAGACAGCAUCUCGAGGACGUCUCGUCCGAGGGCUCGGGGUACAGCGAGGAUGAGGAGGAUGGCGACUCGGAUCUGGAAGACGAUGACGACGACGACGACAAUGACGCUCUCAGUGGCUCAAAUCCAUCCGAAAAUCAAAGUCUGUCGGAUUCGUUGUUAAGCAAGAGCGAGGAUAGUGCGAGUCUACAACAAGAUGAAGCUUCGUCUUCCCUUCCGGACUCGCUGGAGGAGCUGCGCGAGGAAGCCGUAGAGGACAGAGAGCAGGUGAACAGACCGUCUAGCAGGAACGCGCAGGUUGGAAAAUCGACGGAUCGGCUUCAAGCCACCACUCUGCUCAGCGAUUCCGAGCCAGGAUCCAGCCGUCAGGCAUCAUCAAGGCGCUCGAGUGGGGCGCGAGCCGAUCAACAUCUUGCCGCUGCGCGAACGUCCUUUGCGGGCCAGACGUCGCCGCCCAGGCUGACACAUCCAUCCCGAUCCACGCAAACCUCUCCGCUGUCCGGUCUGCCCGGCCGUUCGUUGCGCAAGCUCAAGCCCAAGGAUUCGUUUUCGCAUCCCAUGUGUUUCCUUCCGGACGCCUUUGAGGACUCUGCGCCCCCGACGCCGACAGAGCCGGACUCGGACGCGUACGAGUCGUCGCACCGCGCAAACCUGCUUCCUGGGUGGCUGUCCGAGGGCGGCAGUGCGGCGAGCUCGCGUCGAGCCAGUUGGCAGCAGCCGCCGCCGCCUGCCAGCCCUCAUGGGCACGGUGAACGACACGAGGAGCUGGCGGUGCCUAUCACGCUGCCGCCGUUCCGACGCACACGCGAACGGACAGCGCAGCAGGGUGUGAUGAGCGAUGGUGAGCAGAGGAGCCGGUCUCUAGGCGGAAACGCGGCUUUCAUCCGCGAGUCGGCUGGAUUUAGACGAGGUGACGAGCCGCUGGAGCAGAAGCCGGGUGGUGGUACGUCGCCUCGUGCGUCGCAGGGGCUUCAUCCGCUUGGAAUCAGUGUGCCUCUGCAAGGGCGGCCGUCGCAGCCAGUGUCGUGGCGGCAUGUGUCGAGUCAACACGUGGGUGCCGGUUCUGCGGCUGGAGGCGUCGCGGCGUUCCGCCGGGCGAGCCAUUCGAUGGAGCCGAGGAAGUUUAGCUCGGCUGUCACGAGUCCGGUUGGGUCGUAUUCGCACGCGUAUGCGGGUGGCAGGAUUGCACAGGAGCGGCCGGUGCGCCCGGCGGCGGGCAAGCAGAGGGCGGUCUCGACGUCAAGUCAUAUUCGCAGUCGGCCCUCGGUCGCGCCCAGCAUGCAUGACGACGUCGUGGUCGCCACGUCUCCGCCGAGAGACGACGCGAGUCGGCUGCUCAAGCAUCAUCUGGCGCACUCGCCGAGGAGUGGCGGGGCGGCGGACGCGCAGCAGCGCGGUGGUGUUUCGGGCAGCACAACGCCAGGGUGGAUGUCCGACGGGCAGGUGGCCAGUCAGACCGCCAGUCGCUACUGGACCGAGCGGUUGGCGUCGCUGGCGCAGGCCGUGUCCGAGGAGCUGGCCAUUGUCGGCGGGGCCGUGUUGGGCAAGGAUUGGGCGGACGAGGUAGGCGAGCAUCGGCGCGCUCAGAGUGUGCCGCUUGAGGCUGCGGUUGGUGGAGAGAGGGAUGAGGGGGUGGCGCAGCAGGAUGUCACAGUGGAGCCGUGGUCGAGACCCAGCUAG